CCGGUAUUCACUUACUUUCGCAACUACGACACAGUAGCGAUUUUGCCUUCGCUGCACAUUCAAUUGACACCUCCACAAAAUUGCGUUAACGCACAAUGGCGUCACAGCUAGGCGUACAGCCGCCUCUUGACACCAUUCGUGAGGUGUUGGCGACUGCCAUCAAGGCCCCAAACCCCCCGAACCUCGUUCCCAUCUUCUCCUCGAUAUCCGCCGAGUUCUUGACACCGUCGAGUAUAUACUUGAAGGUUUCGGCAAGGUCGAAGUCGAAGUUGAGCUUUUUGUUUGAGAGUGCAGCGACAACAGAGACGAUUGGAAGAUAUAGCUUUGUCGGUGUCGAUCCCAGGCAAGUCAUUAAAACAGGUCUUGGCCAUGGUGAAGAGAAGGAUCCGUUGCCUAUCCUCGAGAAGGAGCUUGCAAAGAGCAGAGUCGCCACAAUCCCGUCGAUUAAGCUGCCAUCGCUCACUGGAGGUGCUGUGGGAUACGUCGGCUAUGACUGUGUCAAAUAUUUCGAGCCGAAGACGAAGAGGGAUGACAUGAAGGACGUUCUUGGAGUACCGGAGAGCUUCUUCAUGCUAUUUGACACAGUUGUGGCGUUCGACCAUUUCUUCCAAGUAGUGAAGGUUAUAACGUAUGUAAAGGUGCCCGACAAUCUGGAUAGUUUGGAGAAGGCAUACGAAGGGGCGAAGGUCACACUCAAGAAAUACAUAUCAAUCCUAAAGGAUAAGGAGAUACCUAUGCCGGAGCAAGGACCGAUCAAGAUGGGCCAGGAAUACAAGUCUAACAUUGGCAAGGAUGGAUACGAAAAUCACGUCAAGAACCUGAAAGAGCAUAUUGUGGUAGGAGAUAUCAUUCAGGCAGUACCGUCGCAAAGAUUUGCAAGGCCAACCUCGUUACAUCCCUUCAACAUCUACCGACAUCUGCGAAACGUCAACCCAUCGCCAUAUCUCUUCUUCCUCGAUUGCGACGACUUCCAAAUCGUGGGCGCAAGUCCCGAACUUCUGGUCAAGGAGGAACUUGGGCGAAUCAUCACACACCCCAUCGCUGGGACUGUAACGAGGGGUAAGACCCUGCAGGAAGACGAGGCGUUGGCGAAUGAACUUCUCAACUCGAUCAAGGACCGGGCCGAACAUGUCAUGCUGGUGGACCUGGCACGAAAUGACGUAAACCGAGUCUGCGAUCCACUCACGACACGUGUCGACCGGUUGAUGGUUGUGCAAAAGUUUUCACACGUGCAACACCUAGUCUCAGAAGUUUCGGGCGUCCUGCGACCGGGCAAAACGCGCUUCGACGCCUUCAGAUCGAUUUUCCCCGCCGGGACGGUCAGCGGUGCCCCUAAAGUGCGUGCAAUGGAGCUGAUCGCCGAAUUGGAGCGUGAAAAACGAGGCGUGUAUGCAGGUGCCGUGGGAUAUUUCGGAUACGGCUCCGUGGACGGAGAUAUAGAGGUCGAGGGCGCAAUGGAUACGUGCAUCGCCUUACGCACUAUGGUUGUCAAGGAUGGCGUCGCGUAUCUUCAGGCUGGUGGCGGAAUAGUGUUCGACUCAGAUCCACACGAUGAGUGGGUCGAGACGAUAAACAAAUUGGGCGCGAACAUGCAAUGCAUCACGUCCGCUGAGGAGAAGCACCUCGCAGAACAGACAGACGUGGAGAAUGUCGCUAGUGAUGGGGACAAUGGCGAAGGGAACACAGCGGGAGAGUCACCGGUGGCAACAGCAAAACAGGAAUUUGAACGCGAUGCGGCAUCGCCGAACAGGACGCGCAUUCCUCUCGCGGCCGGAGAGCUUGCGCCACAGAGGCUGGGAGAGUGAUUGGCUGACAUGAUCCGAUCUGGGGCGUUCUC
Messenger RNA from Lindgomyces ingoldianus, 1837 nucleotides. RefSeq names its product anthranilate synthase-like protein component I. The transcript has 8 exons. NCBI's taxonomy places the organism in Eukaryota, Fungi, Ascomycota, Dothideomycetes, Pleosporales, Lindgomycetaceae. Gene Ontology annotation, biological process: L-tryptophan biosynthetic process. Bases 96 to 1805 code for a protein of 569 amino acids. Gene Ontology annotation, molecular function: anthranilate synthase activity. The record is from RefSeq and is a predicted model, not a curated record.